ACUACAAAAGGGUAAUAGAGGGUAGCGAGGGAAACUCUGGUGCAAUCAUUGCAAUCAUUUCUUUGCAAAGAUUAUUCCCCAAAGUUACGCAGAUUUUUCCCGUUUAUUCUUCGCCCAAGGAAGGAGUUCUACACCCACUCAUUAUUCCUUGCCGAGAAUCGUUAAUUCUGAAUGAAAACAUAGUGAAUGGAAACAUGAAAUUUACGCCGGGCAAAAAGUUGUAAUUCCACGUUAUGCAUCAACAGCGGUCAGACCAAGGAAGUUGUCAUCGGAUCAAUAAUGAAGUGGAAUUACUUGGACUCUUGGUGGGAUGCCUCAACUUCAACCUCUUAAGUUAUCGUGUGAUGAUAUUUCAAGUUCAAAACAAAAAGAAUUCCUUGAUACAGCCCAAUCGAGAGUCGUUGCUACCAUAGUUGUCACGGCGGCUAGGCGAGGCUAGGCAUUAGUGUACCUUCCAGACGCCUAGGCGAAUAGGCGCCCGCCUAGGCGUCCCCUAGGCGAGUGGGUUACGGCGACCUUAAUAAUUUUAUAUGUAGUAAUGUAAAAACAUAUAGUAUGGAAUAAGUAAUUAAAGAGUACAUAGAUACCAACAUUAUGAAAUAUAUGAAUAAAUAUUGUUUGAAAAAAUAAAUUUAAAAAGAUACUAAAAAAAGUUAAGUACCAGAAGAAGAGGAGAGAGUAAAAAAAGGAUAAAAACUUUUCUGGAAAAGUACUCUCUGCCGAGAAGUACUCAAACAAAUAAGUGCCAAAAAAUAUAUAAAAACUGAAUCUAAAGCUAUGCUUAUGUAUCGGAACCAGAAACAGAAACAAUUGAAUCAGAGAAUCGGAAAAGAAGAUGCCUUGAUGCGUCGUUCGUUGGAGAUAGAUGAGGAAACUCAGCCGCGACGUUGAUGCAGAGAAUCGGAAAAGAAAAUGCGAGAGAGAGAGGGUUAUCGAAACUGGAGCAGUAGACUCGAAGGGUUGUUGACCGGCUAGGUUUUAUUUCAAUAUCGCAAGUGGGCUUUUAAUUUUUUUUUUAAAAAAAAUAACGCUGGGCGUCGCCCACUCGCCUAAUCGCAGCUUCCAGACGCCAAAAGGACGCCAAGAUCGCCCAGGUAAAAAAAAGCUAGGCGUGAGAUUAGGCGUCCAUAUCACCUCGCCCAUACGCUUGGGCGACGCCUUGAUAAGUAUGGUUGCUACCAGGUAUUCAGGUAUUUCUGACAUUUCUAAGAAUUCUACACGCACUGUUUUUAGAUAUAUUUCAUUCUAUGCUUUUUGCAUUAAAUAGUUUGUCAUAUGCAGUAUGUUAUGUAGAGAUUACAUAUAUGUGAACUAAUAUAUGAUUAUUAUUAAAAAAGAUGGAUCUUAUGUAGUGUAUGGAACUAUUGUUGUAGUGAAGUGAACAAUAACACUGAUUAGUGGUAUUUAUCAUGCAAGUGCAGAAGAGCUAUUGAACCCGAUGGUGCCAUGUAUUAUUGCAUGCAUUGCUCAUGUCAUAUAUUGAAUCUCAGCCAAGGUUCAAGUAUAGUCUCUGCUCCAAAAUCUGUAUUUACUCUCCUUAGUAUAGCUUCCCUUGGUAUGUAUUGAAUUUUUUUUGGCAGGCAUCUCAUCAAGCUCUCUGUUAAAGAUGAUUAUGUGGUACAACUAUGUUAUUCUUAACUUACGGUAUGGCAUCCUCCAUUUUGCUUACAUUGUGUGCCCUGUUGAUAGAGAAAACCGAUGUUGCAAUUGUUAGUUAUGUAACAAUGCAGUUUCAACUUUGUACCGUGUUUUUCACUUUCUCUUUAGGCACAAGAACACAUUACUUUGGACGGACUAUUCUUCAUGGUGGAGCUAGGCAACUGGUAGGGGCUUUGUUGUUCGACACAUUGAGUUUUCUGAGAACUAUAGGCUCUAUUUCCGCAGUCGUUUUGCCAAGGGCUGGUUCUUGGCUAUUUCUUGGCUAUUUGCACCAUAUUUGUUUAAUCCAUCUGGCUUUGAGUGGCAAAAGAAGGUGGAGGACUUCAGAGACUAGAGAAACUGGCUUCUGUAUAGAGGUGGAAUUGGAGUUAAAGGAGAAGAAAGUUGGGAGUCUUGAUGGGAUGAGGAGCUGGAUCAUAUUCGAACAUUAGGGGGAGGCUGAUGGAGACCAUUCUUAGUUUAAGACCUUACCAUUUUCAUUGGCAGUCAGAUAAUCAUAAUGCUUUGACCGUUGCAAGCUUCUGGGCUCCUGUUUUUUUAAUCUACCUCCUAGAUACUCAUCUAUUUUACACUAUUAUAUCUUCUAUCUGUGGUUUCCUAUUGGGGCAAAGGAACGUCUUGGAGAGAUUCGAUCUUUGGAUGCUGUUCAAAAACUUUUUGAGAGAUUUCUUGCUGCUUUUAUGGAUACCCUUCAUGUUUCCCUUGGCAUUAGAGAUAUUUCUUGCUAAAGAUACUUCUAUUGAGGGUAAAGAGUCCAGACUUUUGCAAGAGGAGCUAUGGGACAGAAUUUUAAGGGACGAUUACAUGAAAUAUGCUGUUCAAGAGUGUUAUUAUACCCUCAAGUUAGUCCUCACAUCUGUGUUGGAUACUGAGGGUAAGAAGUGGGUUGAGAGAAUAUAUGACGAGAUUCAGAGAAGCAUAGCUAAUAGGAGCAUCCUUGUUGAUAUUGAAUUAAAUAAGCUACCACUAAGGAUUCAGAAAGUUUUUGCAUUGUUGGGAAUACUGGACAAGAGCAGGGCCGCCACCUCCGGGAAAUCAAAGUCCAAAUCCCAGGUGCCUACGUCAUCAUCCGAGGAGCGUCUCUACUACAGUGACGGGUCAUACCUUUGGUUUGAUUCCGAGGAGGAGCGCACCCGUUUCCUCACCUUCUUCUCUAAACGGGUUGUGGCUCCCCAACGGAUCAUCCCGGAGCGCUACCCGGAGCUGCAGGGCUACGACGACCUUGACGCACAGCUUCAUCAAGCCGGCCUUUGGCCGUUCGUCUCCCGGGCGCGCAAGGAGAUCAACCCGGCACUGAUCCGGGCCUUCUACUCCAACCUCCGGCGUGAGGACGGCGUGCUCUACUCGCUUGUCAAGAGCACGCCGAUUGAGCUCACCGUGGAGCAGCUUGGGCGCAUCGCCGGCCUCCCCUUCCAAGGCGACAAUGUGUCUCACUAUGGCGGAGAGGACUGGGUGCUCAACAACGAGGGCCUUAUCCUCAACGAGCUUGGCAUCACCGAGCUCAUCCGCCAUGCCUCGGGCCGCCCCACCAUCCACUCCGCUAACCCCGAUGGCCGUCUUCUUCUCUACAUCGUCUCCCGGAUCAUCAAACCCAGGAAGCACGGCCACACCAUCAUGUCCGCCUUGAAGGCCCAAGUUGAAUACUUAGCCAAAGAAGUGGCUAAACUUACCAAAAUAAAACUGAAUGCACUACAAGGAAUUGAUCAUGACGAUGAUGCUAGCACCAGUGGAAUCAACAAAACUAGGGCUCCCAUCCAUGAAGGUUCUGAUUUCAAGGUGGACAUUCCGACCUUUGAAGGAAAGAAUGACCCGGACGAGUCCCUAGAAUGGCUAGAAACAGUGGAACGUGUCUUCGAUUUCAAAUACGUUUCCGACGAGAAGAAGGUCAAGAUAGUGGCCUUGAAGUUCUGCAAGUAUGCAUCCACUUGGUGGACCAAUACUUGCACCAAAAGAAGAAGAGACGAAUUGAAGGCUCAAGUUGAAUACUUGGCAAAAGAAGUGGCAAAGCUCACUAAAUUCAAGUUGAGUAUGGUUCAAACUCCCGAAGAAAGUGAAGAUGAAGAUGAUGCUAGUUCUGUUGCUACCAUAAGAGCUAGAAAUCCAGAGAAGUCAACCUCUGAUUUCAAGGUUGACAUGCCCACUUUCGAAGGAAAGAAUGAUCCUGAUGACUUUCUUGAAUGGUUAGAGACCGUUGAACGUGUAUUUGACUUCAAGAAUGUUUCCGAAGAGAAGAAGGUCAAACUCGUGGCUUUAAAGUUCAGAAAGUAUGCGUCAACAUGGUGGACCAAUGUCACCAUUAGGCGUAGAAGAGAAAACAAGUCCCCGGUGACCUCGUGGAACAAGAUGCGAGCACUCUUGAAGAAGAAGUUUCUGCCCGAGAACCACAUACGAGAAAACUUUUCUAAGCUUCAACACUUGAGCCUCAUGCCCCGUUUCCUUUACUCCCUGCUCCCGGAUGUGGUCGAGUAUUUCCUCAACCUGCCACUACUGAGUGAGAAGGAGCGUCUCUAUGCUCCUCAAAUGAGAGUCCACAGAAUCCUGGAAUGCGAACAUAGCCUGAGAAAGCUCGCGAAGAGACAUGGGAAUGUUAUGCUACCGUCUUGGACGUGCCUCCUUAUCUUCCUUAUUAUAGGCAAUUUGGGCCAAAAACCCUGUUGGUGGUUGGAACAUGCUCGCAGCUUCUGGAAGGACAUCGGGAACUGCCAUACGUAGUCCUCAAGCUAGGAGUGUAACCAUUGGUCCACACAAGACAAACUGGCGGUCGCAAGUAGACUGAGCAAACAAGAAUCGAGCCACAAAGGUUGCUAAAUUGACUGCGUGUUGUCUACGCCGAGUCGCCGACCGUUCCCAUCUCUCUAGAACGAAGUCGCAGGUGGAAUGAAGAGGGUAUUGCGGUAGGAAGAUGGUGCUAAACUUCAACCCUUCAUUCAACCAACAUAUUGCGGUGUGAAGACGGUGCUAAACUCGAAAACAUCGUCGGGCGUUCCUCUGUAAUACCCAUGAAUCUUGGUAUUCCUCGAUACUUUGAUGCAGGUAUAAUUAAUUUUACUUGUUCCCCAUUUUAUUUCAAUGUAUAAGAAAAGCACAUUUGCCAAGAUUAUAUAUGAGUUUUUAGUUGCUCUUAAGGUCUAUAUAGUCUGUAUAUUUUUUACAUUACAAUUAAUUUAUUUAAAACUUAUUUCACUCAAAACAAAAUUUUUAUUAGGAUUUGCACGGAACUCAUUAGACUGAAUAGAAUCAUCAAUUGCAAAUAUUCAACUAUUUUUGCUUCAAUAAUUCCUCUUUAUUUUGGGCUCAAAAAACUAAUGAGAUCUUUAGUUCAAAUCAAUCUUAUAACAUGUAUUUUCUAUUUCAAGACUUUUAACACUAAAGAUAAUUUUUCUAACUUUUUUAUUAUAUGGGGGAGUUUUAAAACAUUCACAAAUUUUAAAAUUACGCAUACAAACAACAAUUUAGAAAGUGAACAAAACAAACAUUUCAAACCUUGUCAUUACUCAAUGUUAUCAAUGCUUUUGAAUAAUUUUUGCUCAUAAUUAGAAAAGUGUAUAAAUAUAAUAUGAACUAUUGAAGAUGGCCUAAAUUUGAUGUCUCUUACAAAAAAUAGCAAUAAAUGGAAAGUGCAAGGACAGAAAAUCUGUUCUUAAGAAAGAAAAAUAAACAAAGGGAAGCCUUGAGGAUUCUUGAGAGAUGAAGGGGGAAGAGGUGGAGUACUCUGCUUGGAAAGAUGUCUGAAAUUUAUAGAUCGAUCUUUUGUAAUGCAUUGGUAAAUGUAAAGAUAUUUUGAAAAGCAUUCUUCUAAAUAUUGACAGCUGUGAAUAAUGCUUUUUUUCUCUU
Messenger RNA from Cuscuta campestris, 5493 nucleotides. NCBI's taxonomy places the organism in Eukaryota, Viridiplantae, Streptophyta, Magnoliopsida, Solanales, Convolvulaceae. The record is from the annotation of a GenBank genome assembly.